AUGGCUUCAGCUGCCUCCAGUCGCUGCCUCUUCGCACUGAUUUUAGUGCUCACUUCGAAAAACACCCACCCGAAGUGUAUUAUUAGCAGAAACGCGAGUUAUUGUGACACUUUACAAGACUUAUACACCGAAUCUACUCAUACUUUACAAAAAAGAGUAGCCAUCUCUGGGACUAACCUUGACGAAUUUAAAACAGUUCCGGUUGAAAGUGCAAGCAAAAUUGAAGACCUCAGUGUUACGAAAGCAGUCAACAAAAUCCCCGACGACGCAUUCAGGAACUUCCACAACCUGAAAACUUUGAGUCUCGUAGCCAACCCAAUCGAGCGAAUCGGAGCACGAGUUUUUCGGGAUUUGAGGGUGAAAGUGUUGGGGGUGACGCAAUGUGGGGUCAAAAACAUCGAGGAGGGGGCAUUUUCGACGUUAACACAACUGGAGAAGUUGAGACUUAGUGGUAACAAUUUAACUGAGAUCAAGAAAAAUGUUUUUAAUAACUUAACAGUGGACACUUUGGUUGUUUCUAAAAACCAAGUUGCGACGAUUGAGAAGUUCGCUUUCGCUGGUCUGCCAAAUUUGGGACGGCUUUAUUUGGACAACAAUUACUUAACCGAGUUCAAUGUUCAAGACUAUGUUAGUGACGUUGGGAAGCUUGAAAGAUUGUGGCUGCAUGGAAAUAACCUGACCCAAAUAACCAACUACAUGCUCGAGGGUUUGUUGGGUUUGAAAGUGCUCAAUUUGGGUUUCAAUUUCAUUUCGGUGAUAGAACCGAGGAGUUUUGGGGGGACUCCAAAUUUGAACACUCUGGUUUUGAGCAACAAUGUCUUAAAAACCGUCGAUGGUGGGGUUCUGCCCAUGGGAGGGCUAACCCAACUGGGUGUUCUCUACCUCGACCACAACCGACUCAUGUACUUGUCGUCGAACUUUCUCUUUCGACUCAACGGGUUAAAAUCGAUGUCCCUAGGUGGGAAUCCUUGGAGGUGUCCUUGCCUAGACCUACUCUUACGUUGGUUGAACGACAACGAAGUGAAACUCAGCUGUGAUAAAAACUAUUUCAGUGGAAACAGACCCGUUUGUGUGGACCCUUCAGCCUCCAAAGGUUGUGUUUAUUCAUACGACGACAAACUACUCAAACUAUUUCAAGACUCCAGCAACCAGUACCCCCCAGCUCCAUUUUGUUUACUUUAAACGUCUUAUUAAUAAUCGAUUCUGUCGCUCUUAGUGAUAAAUUAUGUUAAAGUGCAUUAAAAUAUUUUAUUGGA
Zophobas morio is the source of this 1256-nucleotide messenger RNA. RefSeq names its product leucine-rich repeat-containing protein 15-like. Gene Ontology annotation, cellular component: extracellular matrix. NCBI's taxonomy places the organism in Eukaryota, Metazoa, Arthropoda, Insecta, Coleoptera, Tenebrionidae. The transcript has a single exon. The record is from RefSeq and is a predicted model, not a curated record. Gene Ontology annotation, molecular function: protein binding. Bases 1 to 1182 code for a protein of 393 amino acids.